Molecule: messenger RNA, 282 nt
Organism: Aspergillus aculeatinus CBS 121060
Lineage: Eukaryota; Fungi; Ascomycota; Eurotiomycetes; Eurotiales; Aspergillaceae
Exons: 1
Coding region: 60-221 (53 amino acids)
Source: RefSeq, a predicted model, not a curated record
CCCAAAGCUAUCUGAAUUUAGGUUCCUGUGCUGUAGAUCGGUCGUGAUAAUCGUCAGUCAUGCCAGGUGCGGGCAAGCAUAAAUUCAAGAUGCUCCCGUCUCUUCUUCUUCACUCUGGUCGAACUUCAAACAUCAUCGCUCACAAUCAUCCUCCUCGACUUCCACAGCUCUGGAGCCCACCGAGAUGCGCAUCACAGCCAUCAUUCCCUUUCUGGCGCUAGCCUCCCACCCACUCACAGCAUGUGCUCAACGUUUAACAGGUAAAGUUGUGCUGGGAGCUGG